Messenger RNA from Tarenaya hassleriana, 946 nucleotides. RefSeq names its product bet1-like SNARE 1-2. NCBI's taxonomy places the organism in Eukaryota, Viridiplantae, Streptophyta, Magnoliopsida, Brassicales, Cleomaceae. The transcript is spliced from 7 exons. The record is from RefSeq and is a predicted model, not a curated record. The coding region runs from base 184 to 582 and encodes 132 amino acids.
GGGUUAUUAAUGCUAACAUUUCGCGUGUAUCUAACGGCCAAGCGAGCGCGUAGAGUGCGCGUGUAACUUUUCGUACAUCCGUGACAACGUCUCGCUCGCAGGUCCUAGCGCUGAAUCCUCCAUCAUGCUUAGUUCUUGGCAGGAUUGCAAAUCGAAGACGAGACAUAGUUGAGGAAACGAGCAAUGAGCAACCGAAGGGAUCAUCGUACCUCAAGAACGUCUCUCUUCGACGGUCUUGAUGGGCUAGAAGAGGGUCGCUUGAGGACAUCCUCUUCGUAUCCUCAUGAUAUCAGCGAACACGACAAUGAUAAAGCCUUAGACAGUCUUCAGGACAGAGUUUCAUUUCUGAAGAGACUGACUGGAGACAUACAUGAGGAGGCCGAGACUCAUAAUCGCAUGCUGGACAGAAUGGGUAAUAACAUGGAUUCGGCUAGGGGAAUAAUGUCGGGAACCAUGAAUCGUUUCAAAAUGGUCUUUGAGAAGAAAUCCAACCGAAGAAUGUGCAAACUCGUAGCGUAUUUUGUGGGUGUGUUCUUGAUCAUAUAUUACCUUCUCAGGCUCUUGAGAUACAUCAAGGGCUGAACUGAAUUCUUCCGUAGUGAAGACAAGGUGCUAUUGUCACACAACUACUCAUCUUGGAUCCUAAUGCAGAAGUUUCAUUUCAUGUUAUGCAUCUUGGCUUCUAUGAAGAUGAUGAUGAUGAUGAUGAUGAUGAUGACACUGCAAUGUUAGUCAAACAGGUUAAUAGAGGACAAGAACACGUGUAGAGAACGGCUGGGGAGAGAGAGAGAGAGAGUAUUUAUGAGUAGAUAGAUACAUAUUUGUUUUUGAGCAGACAUUCACACUUCGAGAAUUCGUGUUAGGACAAACUUAUUUGUCAAUGAUGUUGAAUGCAGAGCUUGACAAAGUACCGUGGCACCUGUUUGAGCCCACGUUGACUUCCCAA